AACCCACUGUCCGAGCCUGCCAUCCACCUAGAACUCGGUAGUCACAGAAUACCCCAUCGCUAUCCUUACUGGCCGCGGGCGUAUAAAAUCGGAUUCCUAUCGUGUUCGGCGCCUUGCACGAGAACACCCUUAUUUCUAGAUGUCUCCUCGAGAGCCUACAAGACCUGAGGAUGCCCCAAGCGAUGCUAACACAGUGUCAAUCACUACUAAUCUCAGUUCUCUAGUUGCUGGAGGUCCCGUUCUCGCCGUGGAUUUAGAUGAUGUACUAUGCCAGACGAAUUCCGCAAUUUCCAAGUGGCACAAUGACAACUACGGCACACCAGACGAAAUAAACCUUUCUAAUUUCUACUAUUACUAUUACUGGAAAAACCCAUUCUGGGGAUCACCCAGUGUUACCCAUGGUAAAGUUCGCGAAUUCUAUCAAACAGGUUGGAUCGAGCACGUACCACUCGUAUCGGGGGCAAAGGAGGGUGUGGAAGCACUGCGUCGAAUGGGCUAUCGUCUCAUCAUUGUAACGGCGCGGAACAAGGAAGUCGAGCAUGCCAGCUGGAAGUGGGUCAAUCGCCACUUCGGGGACCUCUUUGAAUGCAUCAUAUGCACUGGGCAGUUUGCAAAUGCUCAGAAAGCCGUCUCAGAUGGUACUUACAAGCAUUUCGUUGCAAACAACGGACAUGCGGUGGCCACCAGACUCAGCAAGGCCCAGGUAUGCAUGGACAUCGGCGCAAAGCUGCUCAUCGAUGAUUCCGUCGAGAACGCCAUGGCAUGCAUGCGGCACACGGCCGAAUCUGGCGGUGGGGUUGCACCACCCCAUGUCCUGCUUUUCGGUUCGUACGAGUGGAACAAGCGGUUAUCUCAGCACUCGGAGGAGCAGGAUGACAUGGUGUACGCCAAGCGCAUUGAGGUGGAAGGUGACAACCGGUUUCUUGAGCGCGACGUUAUCCAUUGCGAGGAAGAGCUGAGGAAGGUUAACUCGCCCAAGGUCCGCGUGAAACGUGUACAAGACUGGAACGAGGUUGUUGCGCAUGUGGAGGCAGAGAGGGCCGCCGGAAGGUUGUGAGACCACUAGUUUCUGCAGGAUGCUUCCUUGCUUGUGUUAGAAGGUCACUUCCGCAUUCCGGCCUUGCCACCAUAUCGUCAUCAAACUUGAACAAGAACUUCAACUGUCCAAGUUAAUAUUCUUUCUUUUCAAAGCGGCACCUCCGUCGCACGCGCACCUUGGCACUUUCUGGGACAUUUACAGGAUAGAACUACUUACAGGUAGUUGGAAAGUGAUGUCAAGCCAGACUCUGUCGCACCAUCAAAUCAUCCAGGUGUAUACCCUCAUAUACUGUGGGCUGACGGUCCGUUUGACAGCCUGUCUGUUACAGUUCGGCCUUUCUAUAUCAGGCACGAUCCAAGUGGAAGGCAGGUAUUAGGCCGGCCGGAGGAGUGUACUGUUUUAGUAUCUGUCGGGGUGGUAGCUGCUUUAAAAGGCAGCAGUGACAUCAGGGUGACGUCUCUAGGCAGAAGUGAGAAGGGCA
Messenger RNA from Pisolithus orientalis, 1520 nucleotides. RefSeq lists its product as uncharacterized. The record is from RefSeq and is a predicted model, not a curated record. NCBI's taxonomy places the organism in Eukaryota, Fungi, Basidiomycota, Agaricomycetes, Boletales, Pisolithaceae. The transcript has 3 exons. Bases 140 to 1057 code for a protein of 305 amino acids.